CAACCAACAACCAACAACGUCAGCCUUUGUUCCUUUCUCUCUCACAAGAAAUGCCAUUGUCAAUUUCUCAUCCCCUUCCCCCUUUCCUACUAUAUAAGCCAUCUACCCCCCUAUUUGCCUUCACACUCUCUCAACACUCCAACCAUUCUUUUUUCUCUCACUACUGCCCUCAGGGCUAAUUCAGUCAUUUCCCUACUUUCCUUGUUUCUCUCUCUAGAGGGUUAGAAAAACAAAAACCUAGUAAUCUACAAGCCUGCUUUUCGCAUCUCCCAUCCAACACAUUUUUUGAGAAUAUUUCUGUCCCGGCGAGGGAUAAGCUAUUCUCGUUUCUCUGCCCCCAAACGAAAUCUGGUGUUUGUUUCUCAUGGAAGGGUGCAAUAAGCGAGUCCGGGAUGAGUCGGAAUUGGACUCGGUCUCGCCCGAGCCCAAGCGAGUUGACACGAAGGCUGACUCGCGGGUCAACUCAUCUGGCUCGGAGCGAGUCAACUCGGAGGGGCUACACUCCGGUGAGUCGGAACGGGUCGAGGUGGAAUCGGCGGCUAACUCGGACGAGUUCAAUUUGGACUCACCGGUGGUCUUGCAAUUCGGAGAUGAUAUUCUGGAUAUCUUAGAUGAGCCGGACGCGCUGACGGAGCGUGACCCGGUUAUUCAGGAUCUCGACUCGGUUAUCAGAAGUUUCGAAGAAGAAAUUCUCCAUCCCGCGCCGGCGGAGCAGGCCGUCGUCGACCUGGCGUCAUCACAUUCCGGCGAGUCCCAACCGGAUCUCGGCUUCCUUCUGGAGGCCUCAGACGACGAACUUGGCCUCCCUCCCACCGUACCUUCCCCGGAAAAACAAGGCACUAACGAUGAUGCGGCCGAUUUGCCGGCCGGCGGCGCCUCGGUGUUGGAUAACCUGAUGGGGUAUGAGGGCGAGUUGACGAGUUACGACUCGUUCCACCUCGGUAUCGACGGGAUAACAGAAGGAGACAAUUACGGUGGUAACAAUGGCGGUGAAUUUGUGACCGUCGAUGGCCUCUUUGAUUUCUCGGAACCGUCAGAUUUUGCGGAGUUCUCGUGGAGGCCCGAGUCUUUACCCGCUGUAUAGCACGGGUCAACCCGGAUUUAGAACCGGGUUAUUGUGUUAUCGUGACUCGUGAGAAUAGCGGCGGCGACGUCCUAGCGUAGGAUAUGUAAAUCAUUAUAAAUUAUAAAAUGAAACGCAAGAAAUGGAAAAAGAAAAUUGUCAGAAAAAUGGCAUGACACAUUAGGUUUUUUUU
Molecule: messenger RNA, 1256 nt
Organism: Ipomoea nil (Japanese morning glory)
Lineage: Eukaryota; Viridiplantae; Streptophyta; Magnoliopsida; Solanales; Convolvulaceae
Exons: 2
Coding region: 365-1084 (239 amino acids)
Source: RefSeq, a predicted model, not a curated record